CUGAACUUCUACAGAGGAUAAAAGUGAAGCUCAAGUUUGAAAUGCCACCACGAAUCAGCCCCCUUAAGGAUGCCAUGCAUCAUGUUGUUUCAAAGACUGACAAAACAUUCAAAUUAGAUGUGAAGUAUAUCAAUGCAGUGAAAGGACGUGGUCUAUUUGCAAAGGGUGACUUUUGCAAAGGUGAUUUUGUUGUUGAGUACAGGGGAGAUAUGAUAAAUGAUGCAGAACUGCAGAGAAGAAGAAAACGUUACCACGCAUCCUGUGCUGCAUUUAUGUUUGAUUUCAAGUGGCGAGGGAAAACAUGGUGUAUUGAUGCGUCAAGAGAAGAUGGAUCGUAUGGGCGGAUCGUUAAUGAUUGUCACAAACAUCCAAAUUGUAAGAUGAAGAAAAUUGACGUCAAUGGAAAGCCUCACCUUUGUCUGUUUGCCCUGGAUGACAUUAAAGAAGGAGAAGAAAUUGCCUAUGAUUAUGGAGGAGAAAACUACCCAUGGAGAACACAAAUGACCAGCGCUCCUGUUAAUACCAGCACAGCGAGUAACUCUGAUCCUUCUCUCCAGUCAGAGACUCAGAUGGAUGAUGAAUCUGCUCAAAUCAACUCUCCUCAACAGAUGACCAGCGCUCCUGUUAAUACCAGCACAGCGAGUAACUCUGAUCCUUCUCUCCAGUCAGAGACUCAGAUGGAUGAUGAAUCUGCUCAAAUCAACUCUCCUCAACAGAUGACCAGCGCUCCUGUUAAUACCAGCACAGCGAGUAACUCUGAUCCUUCUCUCCAGUCAGAGACUCAGAUGGAUGAUGAAUCUGCUCAAAUCAACUCUCCUCAACAGAUGACCAGCGCUCCUGUUAAUACCAGCACAGCGAGUAACUCUGAUCCUUCUCUCCAGUCAGAGACUCAGAUGGAUGAUGAAUCUGCUCAAAUCAACUCUCCUCAACAGAUGACCAGCGCUCCUGUUAAUACCAGCACAGCGAGUAACUCUGAUCCUUCUCUCCAGUCAGAGACUCAGAUGGAUGAUGAAUCUGCUCAAAUCAACUCUCCUCAACAGAUGACCAGCGCUCCUGUUAAUACCAGCACAGCGAGUAACUCUGAUCCUUCUCUCCAGUCAGAGACUCAGAUGGAUGAUGAAUCUGCUCAAAUCAACUCUCCUCAACAGAUGACCAGCGCUCCUGUUAAUACCAGCACAGCGAGUAACUCUGAUCCUUCUCUCCAGUCAGAGACUCAGAUGGAUGAUGAAUCUGCUCAAAUCAACUCUCCUCAACAGAUUUCUCUCUUGUGUUUCCAUGAUCUAACAUCUUGUCAUUUUGAAUGUUGUCUCUUACAGAUGACCAGCGCUCCUGUUAAUACCAGCACAGCGAGUAACUCUGAUCCUUCUCUCCAGUCAGAGACUCAGAUGGAUGAUGAAUCUGCUCAAAUCAACUCUCCUCAACAGAUGACCAGCGCUCCUGUUAAUACCAGCACAGCGAGUAACUCUGAUCCUUCUCUCCAGUCAGAGACUCAGAUGGAUGAUGAAUCUGCUCAAAUCAACUCUCCUCAACAGAUUGUGAUACAGCUCCGAAAUGAAAAUGACAUUUUUGUACCAAGACUGAGACGGACUAAAAGUAUCAUGAUGAAAGACAUGGAUCUUCAAGAUUCUGGUGAGCUCUUUGAUUCUACACCAGAGAGUUCAGAUAAUUAUGUCCCAGAUACCACUUCCAACAGUGACAGUGACAGUGAUGUUAGCCUUACACUGAACCCAACAAAGCAUCAGCUUCUUGAUGAACUGGAUAUGAAUGAAUCUGCCUCUGUAAGCUCCCCUGACUGUGACACAACAACGUCAGACAAAAUGCACAGCCUUACAUCUAAAACAUCUGAAACAGUAGAAGAGCCCAGUUCAGACUGCGUAUUUGUUAAUGCAUACCAAAAAAGAGAUGGCGGUAGAGUGUAUAACAAGAGACAUUACUGCUUGUAUUGCUCCAAACCUUACGCUAAGAUGGCAAGGCAUCUAGAAAGUUCACAUGCAAAUACAUCUGAUGUGGCUAGAGCUCUAAGCUUUCCAAAAGGUUCAAAAGAGAGAAAAAAACAGCUGGAUUAUAUUCGCAACAAAGGGAACUAUGCCCACAAUGCUGCUGUUAUGGAAUCAGGAAAGGGGGAACUGGUGCCAUUUAAACGACCACCUAAAAAAGCGCAGGGAGAUGAUUUUAUGCAUUGUGCGUACUGUCAAGGACUUUUUACAAGAAAGGUCCUGUGGCGUCAUAUGCGUUCUUGUAGACUUAAACCUCAGUCAGUCCCCCCCAAACCAGGAAAAAACCGUGUUCAGUCCAUGUGUACAUACACAGGUCCUGUGCCUUCAAACAUGACCAAACAACUGUGGGGAGUAAUCAGUGCCAUGACUCCUGACCCAAUCACAGAUAUAAUAAAAAAUGACAGAGUAAUUACUGAAAUUGGGCAGCACUUGUUGAACAAAGGAGGGCUAUCAGCCAAAAAUAAACAGUAUGUGCGGGAGAAGAUGCGAGAAUUGGGAAGGUUGAUUCACAAGGCGAGGAGAGUCACCUCGUUAAAAACGAUGGAAGAUUGUGUAAAUCCAAAGAAGUACAUGGAGACUGUCAAAGCUGUGAAGUAUACGUGUGGGUAUGACAGUGAAACGGACAAGUUCAUGAUUCCAUCGCUUGCAAACAAGCUUGGGAAUUCCCUGGUUAAAGUGAGCAAACUCUUAAAAGCUCAGGGAUUAAUCUCAAAUGACAAACAGCUUGUAAAGAACGCCAGUGAGUUUCUAGAAGUCCAUGAGAGCAAGUGGAACGAGAUGAUCUCGGCUACAGCAUUGAGGAACAUCAGUGAAGCAAAGUGGAAUGUGCCCACUAUCAUGCCCUUUACCGAAGACGUCCAGAAAAUGCAUACUUAUCUCAGUGAAGUGCAAGACAAGUGGUUCAAAACACUCUCUGAAAGUCCCUCUACUAAAGCCUGGAUGGAUCUGGCAAAGGUGUGUCUAGCCCAGAUGAUUCUCUUUAACCGCCGCAGGGAAGGAGAGGUUUCGAGCAUGCCUUUGUCUGCAUUUCUAUCAAGAGACACUUCUGAUCCACAUGAAGAUGUGGACUGGGCACUCUCUGAAGUGGAAAAAAAACUCUGCAGACACUUCACAAGGGUUAUCACAAGGGGAAAGCGUGGUCGACCAGUUCCAAUUCUUCUGACUCCAAAAAUGCUAUCUGCCUUAGAAAUCCUUGUUAAGCAGAGAGAGGCUUGUGGGGUUCUGAAAGACAAUCCCUAUAUGUUUGCAAGACCAGAAGCCAUGACACAUUUUCGAGGGUCAGACUGCCUCCGUGGCUUUGCUAAGGUGUGUGGCGCAAAGUGUCCCAAGUCACUGACAUCUACAAGACUGCGAAAGCAUGCCGCAACACUUUCAACCGUGCUGAAUAUGACUGACACAGAGAUGGACCAGCUGGCAAACUUUCUUGGACACGACAUAAGAAUCCAUCGUGAGUUCUAUCGUCUCCCUGAGAAGACCCUGCAACUUGCCAAGAUCAGCAAAGUUCUAAUGGCUCUUGAGCAAGGAAGAUUAGCUGAGUUCCAUGGCAAGAACUUGGAUGAAAUUGGGAUAGCUCCUGAUGAAAAAGUUAUUGACUGUGAUGAGGAAGACGGGAGCAUACAAGAGGGACACUGUUCAUCUACUGUUGACGAACCAUCUUCAGAGGUGGCACUUCCUCCUACCGAGAGGAAUGACAUGCCGCCACCACCCAAGAGACGCAGACCACCAUCAGAUGAAGAGAUGCCUUCAGGAGCCAGUGCUGUGAGGCCUUCUUCCAAAGGUAAAAGUACCCAGAAGACACCCUGGCAGCAGACAGAGGUGCAGGCGGUGGAAAGGCACAUGCAGCGAUUCAUCACAUCGCUCACUGUACCAGCAAAGAGUGACUGUGAAAAAUGUUUGAAAGCUGAACCAGGAGCGCUUAAGAACCGCGAUUGGAAGACUGUAAAAUUUUACAUUUAUAAUCGUAUUACAGCUUACAAAAAGAAAUUCCAGUGCAAAUAAUAAUAAUGUGAAGAUCCAACUCUGUCGUGGCAGGUUUUGUUCAAAGAUGUUAAAAGGUUAAAGAUGUUUUUGGGUUUACUAACCCUUUAAAACUACAGAAACACGUGUAGGCUAUAGAAUAACUU
Messenger RNA from Rhinichthys klamathensis goyatoka, 4120 nucleotides. RefSeq lists its product as uncharacterized. The coding region runs from base 42 to 3995 and encodes 1317 amino acids. Gene Ontology annotation, molecular function: protein binding. Lineage: Eukaryota; Metazoa; Chordata; Actinopteri; Cypriniformes; Leuciscidae. The record is from RefSeq and is a predicted model, not a curated record. The transcript has 18 exons.